Molecule: messenger RNA, 1246 nt
Organism: Prosopis cineraria
Lineage: Eukaryota; Viridiplantae; Streptophyta; Magnoliopsida; Fabales; Fabaceae
Product: probable ribosome-binding factor A, chloroplastic
Exons: 4
Coding region: 136-807 (223 amino acids)
Biological process (GO): rRNA processing; ribosome biogenesis
Molecular function (GO): ribosomal small subunit binding
Source: RefSeq, a predicted model, not a curated record
AGAUUCCAAGAAACGCGCAAGGAUUCGAUCAUUUCACUUUCGAUAAAGGAAAUCGGCAAAGCCACAGGAGAAAUAAAGAAGAAGCUACAGUAUUAGAUAGGUUGAUAGAAGAAGGUUGAAUUCGAAGUUAGAACAAUGCCGUACUUGCUCCACCCAUCUCUGGCAACAUGUCCUUCUCGGCUUCGCAUCUCUUCACCGCUCAUCACAACCUCAAUCAGCCCAUUUCGGGCCCAUAGUCUUGUUAGCUUGGCUCGCUGGGGCGACCAGGUGGACAAGACGAUUGUUGGGGUGACGACGACUAAAAUAAGGUGCAUGGCCAAUCCAAGAAGAGUUAAAAUGGUGGCCAAGCAGAUAAGGAGGGAACUUUCUGACAUGCUUCUCACUGAUAAGGUGUUGCAGUAUGCUGUUCUACCUGAAGCUUCCUUAGGAGCUGAUCGAUACCUCUCCUCCCUCACCACCAUCAGCGAAGUUGAAGUCUCCGCCGAUUUGCAGGUGGUUAAGGUGUAUGUUUCUGUCUUUGGAGAUGAAAGAGGGAAGGAAGUUGCCAUUGCUGGAUUGAAAUCAAAGGCUAAAUAUGUUAGAAGUGAGCUGGGGAGGCGUAUGAAGUUGAGGCUGACUCCUGAGAUACGGUUCAUUGAGGAUGAAUCCAUGGAGAGAGGAAGCAGGGUGCUUGCAAUUUUAGACAAAAUUAAGGAGGAGGAGAAGGGUGCAGAGAGAAAAGAGCAAUCAGAUUCUUCAGCAGUACGUGAAGAAGACAGCGAGUGGGAUGAUGAAGACCCUGACUACGGCAUAAUUUAUGUUGAAUAGCUGCUUCCUAGAUGAUGAACGUGAUGCCUGUUUGUAUUUGGAUAGAGCUUUGCUUGUUGGCCGGAGAAAUACUUCACUAGAAAUCAUGUGGCAUGGGACAAUUUAGAUACAAAGCCUAACUUCGGCAGAUUCAUUCGAAGCUGGACCAAAUUUUGGCUUUAUGCUCUCCUAGUGGUAUUGCUCGCGAAGUCUUCUGGUAGUGCUAGCUCAAGAAUGUAAGAAUGUAAGCAUCUAAUGGUGUACCGUUGUGCUUCCCAUAGCGCCUUGGAUGUUUCGAUCGGAGAGGGUUUUCCGUGUACUGUGUAAAUUUGUUUAUCGUUGGUCCCCAAUUUAUUUUUUUAAAAGCACAUAAUUUACAAGGAAAAUUUCCAAUAAUUACAUACCAGAAACAAGUGAAGUACAGUGCGCGUGGAUAUUAUAUAUUGCUUUUUGCAGUUGA